Molecule: messenger RNA, 486 nt
Organism: Contarinia nasturtii (swede midge)
Lineage: Eukaryota; Metazoa; Arthropoda; Insecta; Diptera; Cecidomyiidae
Exons: 4
Coding region: 7-486 (159 amino acids)
Source: RefSeq, a predicted model, not a curated record
UUAACCAUGAAACGUUUUCCAGGCUGGAUAAAUAUGUCAUCCAAAGAAAAAAGGAUGAGACAAACGACACAAAUCCAAAAAAAUCGCAUUUUGCGUGAUCAUAAUACAGUUCCCGUUGAACGGGAUUCAAUUGUGAUUUUAUCUAGCGAUGAUGAAAAAGCCACCAAUAAGGAAAAUAGUUUGGUGCAGACUGUGCCCAAACAAAAAAGUCUAUCACCAUCAAUACUAAAUAACCGAAGCCAAACGCAAAGAAAAAUGCAUAGUGAUAUUGAAAAAACUGAAAAGGCAAAAGGCGAUUCCGAAGAAUUUGCCCAUUGGAAAUGCAUUAAAUGUAAAAGCGAUGAUAAUUUUUUCUACGCAGACGAAUGCUUAAGCUGUGGCGCUGAAAGAUAUUCCAAUGUGGCUAUCAUCAUAUCGUCCGAUGAUGAUGAUUGUGAAACAAACGAGAAGGUGCAAUUGUACUUGUACUGGGGUUAUACUUGUUAG